AUGAUGAAUUGCAAAAAGAGGGUAAAAGAGUUGGAGACAUUCAAGGCCAAGCAUGGCGAGCAUUGUCAGGCAGUGACGUUGAAGCUGCUGACGCAGAGGAGCUUUCAGAACAGCAGUAGCGAGGCUGAUGCUAAGAGGAAUGCAAGAAGAGAAUAA
Molecule: messenger RNA, 156 nt
Organism: Alternaria burnsii
Lineage: Eukaryota; Fungi; Ascomycota; Dothideomycetes; Pleosporales; Pleosporaceae
Exons: 1
Coding region: 1-156 (51 amino acids)
Source: RefSeq, a predicted model, not a curated record